AUAGGAUGAAAAAUACGUUUGUAAUCUGCCUGAACUGUCAUCUCUCUUGGUACUCAUUGUGAGCUUUGUUAUAAUCUUCACAAAAUUGAAAUCCCUAACAUCACAAACUCAAAAACUCAAAAACUCAAUCAGUUCGAGGUCUGGAAGAACCCAUGGAAGCGAUCAGGUGAGCUCGGUUGAAGGCUUGAAGCAACUCCGUUCCCUACGGCCAAAUUCCCACUUUUUCCUACAUUCUUCGCAGCUGUAAGUAACACUUCACCCUUAGAAUUUCCAAAACCUAAGUUGUGAAAAUCUGCCAAGAGACUAGCAUCAGUAUUAAUCUUAUGAAAAUUUUCAUUGUAGAAUUCUUGGUAUGGUUGUGAUUUUGCUUGCUUGGGAAAUCUCAGCCUGGACUGGACUUCCUUUGGUUGAUUAAUUGCCUUCUUAUUCCUAUUAUUCUUCUAAACUAUGCCAUUGAAUCUUGUCUUUCCAAUGGAGUAGUUGAAUUUGGAGGUUGCAGGAAGAAGAAAAAAAAAAUUGAGCCUGGUGUUGUUAAAAUUCUUCUAAAACAUGCUCGAUUCAUUUGGAGCAAUUUCUUGUUUGUGCCUUGUGUACUGUCUUUCUCUGCCCGUUGUGAAGUGACAACGCCUAGUUUCUGAAAUUAUGCGGCGACACCUUCUUCGUCCCUGUAACUAUAACACUAUUGAAACUAUUGCUGCUCAUGUUGUCCCCAAAACGCCAUUGCUUCACAAAUCAAUCUCUUCCUCAUCUUCUCUUUACCAACGAGACUUAAAUGUUCACGACGAAUCAAAAACUCUGAUAACCAUCAACAUAAAUCAUAAACAGUGUGGAGAUCAACCACAUUUCUCAAUUGGGUCUCCAUGUAGGGUCCAGAAACUCAUUGCAUCCCAAUCUGAUCCUCUUCUUGCCAAGGAAAUUUUUUACUAUGCUUGUCGUCAACCCCAUUUUCGCCCAUCAUCUUCCUCUUUACCCAUUCUUAUUCUGAAGCUAGGGCGCUCCAAAUACUUCUCUCUGAUUGAUGAUCUUCUCCUUAGCUUCAAGUCUAGAGGCUACCCUGUCACUCCAACUGUCUUCUCCUACAUGAUCAAAAUCUAUGGUGAAGCUGAUUUACCUGAUAAAGCUCUCAAGGCCUUUUAUACCAUGAUUGAGUUUGGGUGUACACCUUCUUCCAAACAGUUGAACAGGAUACUAGAAAUUUUGGUUUCUCAUCGUAACUUCAUUCGACCAGCUUUUGAUCUUUUCAAGAACGCCCGUCAUCAUGGAGUGCUGCCCAACACAAAGUCUUACAACAUUCUUAUGCGUGCAUUCUGUUGGAAUGGAAAUCUUAGCAUUGCCUACACACUGUUCAACAAAAUGUUCAAACGAGAUGUCAUUCCAGAUGUCGAAUCAUACCGGAUAUUAAUGCAGGGCCUGUGCAGGAAGAAUCAAGUGAAUGGUGCUGUUGAUUUGCUAGAAGAUAUGUUAAAUAAAGGAUACAUUCCAGACUCGUUGAGCUAUGCCACUUUGUUAAAUAGUUUAUGUAGGAAGAAGAAGCUAAGGGAAGCUUAUAAACUUCUCUGUAGAAUGAAGGUUAAAGGUUGCAAUCCUGAUGUUGCUCAUUACAAUACAGCUAUAAUUGGAUUUUGCAGAGAAGGGCGUGCCCUUGAUGCUUGUAAGAUUCUGGAGGAUAUGCAGUCGAAUGGUUGUUUGCCUAAUUUAGUAUCUUACCAGAGUUUGACUAAUGGAUUAUGUGAUCAAGGAAUGUUUGAAUUGGCAAAGGAUUAUGUUGAGGAGAUGACGUUAAAGGGUUUUUGCCCACAUUUCUCUAUCAUUCAUGCUUUGGUUAAGGGUUUCCGUAAUGUUGGCAGGAUCGACGAAUCGUGUAGUAUUCUUGAAGAUAUGCUAAAUCAUGGGAAAGCCCCUCAUUCUGAUACUUGGGAGAUUAUUAUAUCUGGAAUUUGUGAAGUUGAGGACACUGUCAAAUUAUGUGAAAUUUUAGGGAAGAUUUUGAAGAAAGAUGUAAGAAGAGACACUAGAAUAGUUGAAGCAGGCUCUGGUUUGGGUGAGUAUUUAAUUAGGAAGUUACAAGCUUCCAAAUCACGAAGGGUAUGAAUAUUUCUUAGUUCAAAUAGUAGGGAGAGGACUCAAAUUUUUAAUCUCUUGGUUGAGAUAUAUGCCAUAAUCAAUUGAACUAUAGCUCAAGUUGAACAAACAGCUUGAAUUUUUGGUGUA
Messenger RNA from Benincasa hispida (wax gourd), 2211 nucleotides. Lineage: Eukaryota; Viridiplantae; Streptophyta; Magnoliopsida; Cucurbitales; Cucurbitaceae. The record is from RefSeq and is a predicted model, not a curated record.